Theileria orientalis strain Shintoku is the source of this 1443-nucleotide messenger RNA. RefSeq names its product pentatricopeptide repeat containing protein. The transcript has 2 exons. NCBI's taxonomy places the organism in Eukaryota, Apicomplexa, Aconoidasida, Piroplasmida, Theileriidae. Gene Ontology annotation, molecular function: protein binding. The record is from RefSeq and is a predicted model, not a curated record.
UUGAAUCAAAUCACAUCGCACAUACAUUCUCUUCCUUCUUCUGAAGAUGAACAUAAUAAAGCUUUAACAGAAGGCAAUAAUAUAAAUCCACCAGAGUAUCUAGGCAAUAAUGAUGCUCAUAUUAAUUCUAAUGAUUACUUAAGUUCUAACGGUGAUGCUGGAGCCACACCGGGCGAAGUUACUGAAGAAGACGUGUGGAAAAUGAAGGCCGCAAUCUCACAGAAUUCUACAUUGGGCAUAGACUGGGUUAAUACACUGAAAACUUUGCAAACAUCACCCUAUUGCACUGUAAGUCCACUGACGAUUGCAUACAAUUCAGCACUGUCAGCUGCAGAAAGGAACUGUAACGCAGAUCUAUCUCUCAGCAUUAUUGAAGAUAUGAAGAAAAGUAGUGAAAAGGUUCUCGACGCUGUUAGCUAUAAGAUCGCAAUUAUGACAUGCGUAAAGUGUAAUCGUGUAGAAGAUGCACUGAGGUUAAAGGACGAACUCAUGGAAAGUGGCUUCAACAUCGAUCAUGGCACAAUAAGAAGUCUUUUAUGGCUAUUAUCCCAUAAUGGAUACGGCCACGAGGCACUUAAGCUGUUUGAAAUACUAAAAAAGUUGUGUGAGCUGUGUAAACACGAUAAAGGACUAGUACAAGCAGAUUAUCUGAACACUAUUGAAUCCUGUCUGCUGUCGAAUAUGUAUGAAGACUCAGUCGAUAUGUACGAUAAGCUGAAGAAAUCGCCAAAUUAUAAAUUGGACUCUAAAUCAUUUAAAACGUUGUUAGAAUUGGCAUAUAGCACCUCGGAUUCAGACUUAUGCAAAGAGUUAUACUCCCAGGCAGUUAAAGAGAAAUCGUUUGAACUUACUAAUUACCAUUAUAAGCUGAUCGUGAGAACUCUGCUGAUGAAUGGAAAUCUUGAUGUGGUACACACAAUUUGGAAAAACCUAAUGAAUGAGCCUAAUUUGUUUGACACAGCGCUGCUUCAACUGUUUCUGGAAAGCUACUCUACUUCGGGGGAUUUUAAAAACUCAUACGAAUUGUUGUUGUUGAUGGAUAAGGAGAUGUUGUUAAGGUCCUCUCAGCCUUAUUUACUAGCAAUCAAGUCCUGUGAGAAGUGCGGAGAGUGGAAUCUUGCAAUAAAGAUACUCAGGAUGGCUCAACAUAAACUGAACAAAAAUGAUAUAAGGAUGUAUAACGCUGUUUUAGCAGUUUGCCUGGUGGCAAAGGAAUGGGAUGCCAUGGCGUCAAUUUAUAAGGAAAUUUUUAAGGAUUCUGGAUCAACAAUGGGUCAAGAUCAGUUGAAACACAGUGAUUUGGUCCCAAAUGGAGAUACAAUAGCAUAUCUGUUAAUAUCAUUUUACCAUAUUGAUGAUCAACCGAUGAUAAAGUCGCUCCUGUCAAUCCCAGUCGUUGACACUCCACUGCUUUCUAAAAUUAGAAAAUCAUUAAAACAAUAA